ACUGGAAAUUAGUGCCACGAGCCCACCAUCCUCAAAAAGUGUUCUUUUUCUUCCAAAGAGGCCACCACCACAUCGCCUCGCGACAGCACACAGUGGAUACUAUCAAUCUCAAGACAACAACGUCACAAUGGCGGACGCUCCGCCGCCAAGCCAGUCUCUACCGCUCGGCCUGGAAGAAAUAGAACGACUGGUCAAGUCCCUCUACGAGCCCGGAAAUGCAAAGAAGAUCUCUGAAACAGAAGCAACAUUGCGAGUUUUGCAACACUCACCGCAGGGUUGGGAAAUUGCAGAUGCUUUGCUGAACAACAGCGAUGAGAAUGUUCGAUUCUUCGGAGCCCUUACCUUUACUAUCAAGCUCAACAACGACUCUGCUUCUUUGAGUGAAGAACAUUCACAGCAACUUCUUUCUAAACUUAUUUAUCAUUUGGUCUCAAGGGAUGGCACCUCAGUGUCCACGCGGAAGCUGUGCUCAACACUGGCUCAGUAUUUUUCCAAGCCCGUCUCAACUUGGGAGAAUUGCAUCAGGAGCUUGGUUCUUUCUUUUGCACAGAAACAGCCUGUUCUAGAUGAUGAUCUUGACUCACAGCCGUCCACCUGGGACGUUCUUCCCCAGUUGUCAGAUAAUCAGGUAUUAAUCCUAUUGGACUUUGCCAUGAAUCUGUCCGAGGAGGUGAAGAAGUUAUCUAAUGCGCCCGAUCGGACUCCUCAUAAGCGAAUGAUCGCAAAUGCUGAGAGUAUCGAGGCUCUCCUGCAGGUCUCAUUCGGGCGUGGUAUCAAAUACUUCUCCACUCCAGAAAAGGAGGAGAGUAUGUUCCAUGGAGAGAAACUAUGUGUGGCUUCUCUCAAGUGUUUCUCUGGAUGGGUCGGCUACGCUCAAUCGGAGUUCAAAGAGGUCCCUGAAAAGAUGCAAUACCUCAGAUCUGUCUCGGAACUAGCGUUGUCGUGCCUCGAGUACCACGUCGAUGAUGCUAUGGAGACGGUUGCCGAAAUCCUAGAGAAUUACCCAAAGUUCUUUGAGACGAAACAUCUCAAUCUGCUUUGGUCUGCGAUAAUGAGUCCCUGGGGCAUAGAGAUCCUCAAGAAUCUAGACGCUGAAACCGUCUCCCUUGCGAGGAUCAUCGUUGCAUACGGACAAAUCUUGCUAGAGUCAAAGAAGCUCUUCCAAGAACAUGAAAAUGAGCAUCACCAACAGGUUAUGUCUGUAUUGCACGAGUUACUCAAGUACCCCGACUUCGUCGGAGUGGACGAUGAAGUUGCGCCAGUCUUGUUGGAUUUCUGGAGCAACUACGUCAACACCAUAUCCGAGGAAUCCUUCCAAUUUCUGGAAGAAGACACCAAGCCUGCGUGGCUCGAGAAGGCGGCUGGUCACGUCUUCCAAGUCGUUGCAGAAUUCCUACAGAAGAUCAUAUUCCCUCCCGCGGAGGUUACGAAGCAGUGGGAUUCGGAUUCGAAGAAGACGUUCAAGGUGUUCCGCAUUGAUGUUCGAGACAUCAUACAAGAAGCAUACGAGGUCCUGCGGGAAACCAUUCUAGAGCAGUUCAUCGACUUCACUAUCCGCGCAUUCGACGCUACCAACUGGCUUGAGCUCGAGGCCGGCCUUUUCUGUUUAAUUUCUAUUGGCGACGCGAUGACCGAGUCGAAUGAUUCACGCCUUCAACGUCUCUUCGAGCGUCCGUUGUAUCAGGUCAUUUCUGGCAACGGCGAGAUCCCUGCGGUCACACAGCGUACCGCUGUUGAGAUGAUAGCUGCCUUCGACAGCUUCUUCUUACGACACCCGGAGUACUUGCCGCAGGUUUUGCCAUUCCUCCUAAGCGCUCUCGCUCAACCAUCUUUGGCCCACGGAGCCGCUAAAUCGUUCGCAUCGCUUUGCUCCGAAUGCCGGAAGUCGCUCACAGGAGAGCUGGGAUCUUUCUUUCAGAUGUAUCAGCAGUUCUUGAGCUACCAGACGGCGGAGGAAUUCACCAAGAGCCGAGUGCUCGAGGGAAUUGCAGCAAUCGUCCAAGCCCAGGAUUCCGACGAGAAGCGCCUCGCCGGUGUUCAGCAACUGUUCGAGUAUAUUGCACAUGAUGCCAUGCAGGCUGUCAACAUCACAAAGGAGGGUGGUGAUGCUGAACAGGGUCAAGUCCUCGCCCUUACAACUUUGAAAUGCCUAGCUGCCAUCGGGAAGGCAUUGCAAGCCUCCGACGAAGAGGUGAUCGACUUAGUGUCCGACCAAAGCCCGUCGCAGUUCUGGACGCAAGGUCCAGGAAAACCCAUUCAGAACCAGAUCAUCAACUUCGUAAACUAUCUCACUCAAGUGUUCCCAAUGAGCGACGAGAUCAUCGAGGCAGCAUGCAACGUCCUGCGCGCCGGCUUCAAGGAGACCGUGCCGGGACCGUUCGUGCUGCCACCAUCAGUCACGAUCGAUUACAUUCUUAAGACGAAUGUACAGACUCCACGCCUCCCCUACGUGCUCGACACCGCCUGCUGCUGGAUAUCCUGCCACAAGCUAGACAAGUCACCAGAUUUCCAAGUACAAGUCCAACGACUCCUACAUCACGUUUUGAGCAUACUGCAAGCCCUGCAGAACCCCCGAAACGACCCCGAGAUAUCAGUGGGCUGCAUCGAGCUAAUCCAGAAAUUCGUCAGCACCAACGCACGAAUCUUCACGACUGAGAGCCCCGAGGUCCUCAAAGCCAUGUUCGACUUCUCCGUCGAAUGUCUGCAAUCGCCGGAGGUUCUACCCAAGCGCGCGGCAGCCCAGCUCUGGAAGGACAUCUUCGAGCUCGCGGGCAACACGAAGAGCCAGGACCAGAGCACGGGACAGGACAUCAUGAACCACUUCGGCGCGGCGGUCACUUUUGCCCUGAUGUACAACAUCUGCGGCGAGGUGGACUACACGAGCCUCGAGCACGUUCUCAUACCCCUGCGCAAGCUCAUCACGGCGGACCGCAACGCAAAGGCGAACAUCACGAAUGCUUUGACGUCGCAGCCGCUGAUCAUCCGAGUGAAGGACGACCCGAAUACUGAGAACAUCGUGCGACGGUUCAUCGAGAGUCUUAUGCGGAACGCGAGAUCCUCCUCAGCAUUCAAAGAGACCGUCAAAGAGUUCUGGCAGAGAUGCAAGCACAUGCAAAUGCAAUUCGCGCCGCAAUACAUGCACCCGGGCCACCGAUUCGCCCUCGGCGUCAACUGAACGGCCACAACGUCACCCUCCAUCUCCAAAUCCAACCUGACUGCCCUUUUUUUCUCCAACCCAUCCAAUCUUCACGAACCACUUAGAACUCAGCAAACGCAGCCAGCGCAAACGUCAGACCGAACGA
Molecule: messenger RNA, 3302 nt
Organism: Aaosphaeria arxii CBS 175.79
Lineage: Eukaryota; Fungi; Ascomycota; Dothideomycetes; Pleosporales
Product: ARM repeat-containing protein
Exons: 8
Coding region: 128-3175 (1015 amino acids)
Biological process (GO): protein import into nucleus
Cellular component (GO): nuclear membrane; cytoplasm
Source: RefSeq, a predicted model, not a curated record